Molecule: messenger RNA, 1829 nt
Organism: Helianthus annuus (common sunflower)
Lineage: Eukaryota; Viridiplantae; Streptophyta; Magnoliopsida; Asterales; Asteraceae
Product: endoplasmic reticulum oxidoreductin-1
Exons: 10
Coding region: 186-1631 (481 amino acids)
Biological process (GO): protein folding in endoplasmic reticulum
Cellular component (GO): endoplasmic reticulum; endoplasmic reticulum membrane
Molecular function (GO): thiol oxidase activity; protein-disulfide reductase activity; FAD binding
Source: RefSeq, a predicted model, not a curated record
AUGCUUUCCUGUUUAGACCGCCAACUUCCUAACUGAUUUUCUUCAUUCAAAAUCCGUCUGUUAUAACCUAAUCAGCAAUAUAAAACAGUUCAACAAGUGCAGAAUUAGGGUUCUUGCACAGUUCUUAAUUGCAGAGUUUUGUACGUUUAUCGCAUUGUUAAAUUGGUGAGUUGUAAACGAAAUUGAUGGUGAAGGUAAAGAUCAAACGUAAGAAUCUUACUACUGGCGGUGAGAAGAAGAACUGGAUCACAUGGAAAUGGAUAGUUAUUGGACCACUGAUUGCAGUUUUGCUUGCUACAUCUCUAUAUCCAUGGCUGCAUUCUUUGCAGCUUUCUUUUCACCGUUCUUCAUGCCGUUGUUCUCAGGAUUCGCUUAAAUAUACAGGCAUUGUUGAGGACUGUUGUUGUGAUUACGAGACUGUUGAUAGUCUUAACGGAGAUGUUUUACACCCCUUGUUGCAAGAACUAGUUAAGACAAGUUUCUUCCGGUAUAUCAAGAUUAAUUCAGAUUUGAAUUGUCCCUUUUGGCUUGAUGAUGGUAAGUGCAGAAGUCCUGAUGAUUGCAGGCUACUAUAUGAAUUUCCAGAAUAUUUUAAGACGCCAUCACUGCAUGUCGUUCCAACAAAUGAUCUUAUAUGCCAGGAGGGGAAGCCAGAGGCUGCUUUUGAUCCAUGGACUAAUGACGAUGAAACUUAUAAGGAUAUAAUUCUGGAUUUGCAACUGAAUCCCGAACGUCACACAGGUUACUCAGGACCGUCAGCCAGAAGAGUAUGGGAUGCUGUAUAUUCACAAAUUUGUCCAGAAUAUUCGUCGGGAAAUAGCUGCCCAGAGAAAAAAGUGCUAUACAGGUUGAUGUCGGGACUGCAUUCCUCAAUUUCUGUCCACAUAGCUACCGAGUAUCUACUUGACGAAAAAACCAGUGAGAGGGGUGCAAAUCUUCAGUUGAUGUAUGAUCGUGUCUUGAAUCAUCCCGAGCGUGUUCAAAACCUAUACUUCACUUUCCUUUUCGUUCUCGGAGCAAUAACAAAAGCAGGCCCAUGCUUGGAGGAGGCCCAAUAUGACUCUGGUAACCGUACUAAAGAUCUGAAAGUCCAUUCGUUGAUCCGAAAACUACUUCACAAUCCCAAAUUACAAGCUGUGUGCCCUCUUUCGUUUGAUGAGGCUAAACUUUGGCAAGGUCAAAGUGGACCUGAAGUGAAGCAACAGAUCCAGAACCAGAUCAGAAACAUAAGUGUCCUCAUGGGUUGUGUAGGGUGCGACACGUGUCGUCUGUGGGGAAAACUACAGGUCCUUGGCCUAGGAACUGCGCUAAAAAUACUGUUCUCUGUUGAUGAUCAAAAACAGCCACAUCAGCCUAUGCAGCUGCAACUGCAAAGGAAUGAAGUAAUAGCAUUGAUGAAUCUGUUCAAUCGGCUAUCGGAAUCGAUUAAAUCAGUCGCGGAUAUGGGUUAUUCUGCUGCUACGGAUGCGUUAGUCUUAGAACAUCCUGUGAGAGGGGUCAUUUUGAUUCAAAGACCAAGGGAACCAUGGGUAGAUCAUUGGUGGGCGAAUGUGACGAGAUAUGGCCAUCCGUUUAAAAACCAGCCCAAAUCAGAGAUGAGAGAAAUGAAGUAUAGAAUACAUACGAUGUGAAUAUAGGGGGAAACCACCACUCAAAAUUUUGAUAUGAACUUUCAUGGUUACAAAACUGUGGACAUGUAAGGUGUCCCUAGACAUUGUUUGCUACUUGUGGGGAAAAACUUUUGUAUCUUUGUUAGAUGGUUUAUAAGUGGUGAUGUUUUCGGCUUCUGUUGCAGCUAGUCAAGACGACAAAAAACAACGUUAAGCUCA